AUGGCUUUAUCAAGCUAUUAUGGAAUAACGAUAAUCAGUUACAACAAAAAAGAUUGGAUCAAUGUUAUUGAUGCUUUUGUUAAGUCAUAUAACUCUACUAUUCAUAGAGCACAUGAAACAUUUGAGGAAAAUGUCGAUAUACGAGAAAUAUCUAAGAAAACUAUCAAUGUACAAGAAAUACUUGAAAAAGAUAAUGAUAUACAAGAAAUACCUAAAGAAAAUAUUAAUAUACAAGAAAUACUUGAAGAAGAUGUUAAUAUGCAAGAAAUAUCUGAGGAAGAUACAAAUAUACAAGAAAUACUUGAGAAAAAUGUCGAUAUGCAAGAAAUAUUUAAGGAAGAUGAUAAUAUAUCUGAAGUUGUUGAACAACAUAUUUCACGAGUCUUGCAAAUUUAUCAAUCUGUAAAUAGUUUAUUAGAGAAAUAUCGCGACAAAUUAUGUUAG
Acaulospora morrowiae is the source of this 444-nucleotide messenger RNA. The record is from the annotation of a GenBank genome assembly. Lineage: Eukaryota; Fungi; Glomeromycota; Glomeromycetes; Diversisporales; Acaulosporaceae.